UGCAUUAAAUCUGUGGAUCGCUUUUGGUAGAAUAGACAUUUUUACUAUGUUAAGUCUUCCUAUCCAUGAGCAAGGUAUAUUUUUCCACUCAUGUAGGUUUCUUCGUUUCUUGCAGAACUGUUUUGUAGUUUUCUUUGUAUAAGUCUUUUACAGCUCUGUUAAGAUUUAUUCCUAAUUUUUCAUCUCCCUGGGGGCUACUGGAAAUGGUAUUGAUUUGGUGACUUCUUCUUCGAUGUCUUUCUGUUGUAGAGGAAUCCAGCUGAUUUUUGUAUGUUUAUCUUGUAUCCUGAUACUCUGCUGAACUGUUCUAUUAGUUUCAGUAGUUUUCUUGAGGAAUCCUUAGGGCUUUCUGUGUAUAAGAUCAUGUCAUCUGCCAAUAUAGUUUUACUUCUUCCUUAACAAUCUGAAUGCCCUUUAUUUCUUUAUCUAGCCCAAUGGUUGUGGCUAGGCCCUCCAGCAGAAUGUUGAAUAAGAGCGAUGAUAAAGGGCAUCCUUGUCUGGUUCGUGAUCUCAGGGGGAAUGCAUUCAGACUCUCUCCAUUUAGGAUGAUGUUGGCUGUUGGCUUUGUAUAAAUGCCUUUUAUUAUUUUGAGGAAUUUUCCUACCUAUUUUGCUGAAGUUUUUGUGAUAAAUGGGUGUUGAACUUUGUCAAAUGUUUUUUCUGCAUCAAUUGAUAACAUUAUGUGAUUCUUGUCUUUUGUUUUAUUUAUAUGAUGGAUUACAUUAAUUGUUUUUCUAAUGUUGAACCAUCCCUGCAUACCUGGUAUGAACCCUUGUUAUUUUUUCUUUUUGUUUUUGCUGUGUUUUUAUAGGGGAAGGAUGACAAAGUUAGCAUUGAAUGGGGUUAAGAACGCGCAGUUUGACCAAGGUUAUUGAAUCUUUGGGAAUUAUUAUUUACAAAGCACUGGACUACGGUUUGAAAGAGAAUGAAGAAAGAGAAUUAAGCCCACCCUUAGAGAAGCUCAUUGAUCUUAUGGCCAAUACAGUAGAAACUGAUGGUAGCAAUGAUGAGGGCUAUGAGGCUGCGGAUGAAGGAAUGGAAGAUGAAGAUGAUGAAAAGAGAAAAGUCUCAGCUAUUCGAUCAUAUAGAGAUGUCAUGAAGUUAUGUGCUGCUCAUCUGCCGACCGAAUCAGAGGCACCAAAUCAUUAUCAGGCAGUAUGUCGGGCACUGUUUACAGAAACAAUGGAGCUGCAUACCUUUCUGACUAAAAUUAAGAGUGCAAAGGAGAAUCUGAAGAAGAUACAAGAAAUGGAAAAAAGUGAUGAAUCUAGCACGGACCUGGAUGAGCUGAAAAAUGCUGACUGGGCUCGAUUCUGGGUACAGGUUAUGAGGGAUUUGCGGAACGGUGUAAAACUGAAGAAAGUCCAAGAGCGGCAGUACAAUCCUUUGCCCAUUGAAUAUCAGCUCACCCCUUAUGAAAUGCUAAUGGAUGACAUUCGGUCCAAAAGAUACACUUUGCGAAAGGUGAUGGUGAAUGGUGAUAUUCCACCUCGAUUAAAAAAAAGUGCUCAUGAAAUCAUCCUGGACUUUAUCAGAUCAAGACCUCCUCUAAAUCCAGCCUCAGCCAGAAAACUAAAGCCAACCCCACCACGCCCACGGAGCCUCCAUGAAAGAAUAUUGGAAGAAAUUAAAGCAGAAAGAAAGCUGCGACCCAUCUCACCAGAGGAGAGCAGACGUAGCCGACUUGAUGUAACUACCCUUAAAUCUCCGGAGAAUGUGAUAGAAUCAUCUGUGGUGAAUGGAGACUUAACGUCGUCCACAAAAGAAAAUAGCUUAAGUGCCACACAGCAGGUCCCUGUGCAGCGGAAGAAACGCCUCAAAGCCCCAACGCUGGCUGAGCUGGGCAGCUCUGACUCUGAGGAAGAAACUGUGCACAAGUCAACCAGCAGUAGCAGUGUUUCUCCCUCCUUCCUUGGAGACCCCUUACUGGAGACCAUGUCAACAAGGAAGAGUUAUGGAAACUCUGUUGGCGUAGUGGUUAAGUGCUUCAGCUGCUACCCAAGAGGUCAGCAGUUCGAAUCCGCCAGGCGCUUCAUGGAAACUCUAUGGGGCAGUUCUACUCUGUCCUGUAGGGUUGCUCUGAGUCGGAAUCGACUCGAUGGCGAGCCUCCAAAAUUCUUGCCCAUAUCCUCAACACCCCAGCCAGAGAGACGGCAGCCGCCCCAAAGACGCCAUUCCAUUGAAAAGGAAACACCUACUAAUGUGAGACAGUUUCUGCCACCAUCCAAGCAGAGUUCCCGAUCUCUGGAGGAAUUCUGCUACCCCGUGGAAUGCCUCGCUCUGACUGUGGAAGAAGUGAUGCACAUUCGCCAGGUCCUCGUCAAGGCUGAGCUAGAGAAGUACCAGCAGUACAAGGACGUCUACACUGCCCUGAAAAAGGGGAAGCUCUGCUUUUGUUGCCGAAUCCGGAGAUUUUCCUUCUUCACCUGGUCUUACACCUGUCAGUUCUGUAAGAGGCCGGUGUGCUCACAGUGCUGCAAAAAGAUGCGGCUGCCGUCCAAGCCAUACUCCACUCUUCCUAUCUUUUCUUUGGGACCUUCUGCCUUGCAAAGAGGGGAAAGCUUUAUGAGGCCAGAAAAACCCUCCAUCAGCCACCAUCGACCACUUCGGAGCUUUGCCAGGUUCUCCUCGAGGUCAAAGUCUGUGGACAAAUCAGAUGAAGAACUACAGUUUCCUAAAGAUCUGGUGGAAGACUGGAGCACCACAGAAGUGUGUGUAGACUGCAAGAAGUUCAUUUCAGAAAUCAUCAGCUCAAGCCGGCGUAGCCUGGUGUUGGCCAACAAAAGAGCCCGGUUAAAAAGGAAGACACAGUCCUUCUACGUGUCCUCACCAGGCCCUGCGGAGUACUGCCCUUCAGAGAGGACUAUCAAUGAGAUCUGAGCUCAUUCCUCUUGGUUACUUUGUGCUCCACGUCAGGGCCAUGUGUGAGGACACUGAGCUUCCUCUCUGUGGUUUGAUUUAAUAGGCUUGGAUUUGUAUCCGAUCUGAUGUUUGCUGUAUCACAUUGUCCCCCAGACUGACUGCUAUGUUUGUAUCAAUUGACAAUGUGUGGCAGGCCAGCCAGCUGCUCACUUGCACUGAGAGAGGACAAUAGUUUGAAACUUGCUUUUGUGUGUAUGUGGAUUUGGAGUCUAGAAACUUUUUCCUUAGUUCAGUUCUUCACUGUCUUCAAAUAAUUUUCUAAGGCAAAAGCUUCUCACAUGAGAAAUCGGCCUAACCAGGUGUCGAUGUUAACACAGUCUACGCAAUAAGUCAUAUUGACCCUUCCGCCUGCAGUGUUCAUGUCCAAUGUACAUUGUGACCCUGAGCCCUGCCCAAUGCCAGACACUUGGAGGCAAGACCAUGCUAUUCAUCAUCUCAGCAUAAAACCUAGGAGGAUUUGCUUACACUAUCAAACGGAUUGCUAAAUUAUUGUUGCUGUGAGAUAGAAUAAAUGAGGGACUUCAGACCAGCAUUCUAGGGCAGCACCCCUGUAUAGGCUGUACACCCAAGUCGACCACCGUUUCCUCUGAGCUGCAGUGUCUGCCCAGGUGAUUGAUCAGUGCCUCUACUGAAUCCAUCGUGGUUACCAGCAAUUUUAUGAUGGAAGUCUAAGAAUUAAAGUUUUAUGGGAACUUCAGAACAGGAAGGCUAAGAGCCUGUCAGGAAGUCAAGUAUGUUGUGGCUGACAGUGAAAAAGGUUUUGGCAGCAUAGGGUGCCCACCCCAGCCACACUGUGGGGAACAGGCUGGAGCUUGGACAGUUCUAACUGCAUUCUUCAUGACUUUAUCAUACAGCCGUAAUAACUAAAUUAAGCCACAAUUGGGUACCUAAGGUCUCAAACUGAAAUUUAUUUUUAUAAAUGAAUUUUAAAAAAAAAGAUUGUCUAGCUGAUUUAAAGUUACAAGCAAAUCAACCUGCUGACAGGCUUUCCGGAUGCUUUUUUGCACUCGUUUUCCUUGUAAAUGAUGUAGUGAGUGAGUAGGUUGGGUUUUUGAUGAAGGUAUGUCGGAGGGUAGCAUUGUAUACCUAAAAUCUCAGCUUGCUCAGUCCAUAGCAUGGGCUAUAUUAUUUUGGUAUGCCUAGAAGCAACCAACCAAUCAGAUGGCCAUUAAUGUUGGGAAAAUCAGUUACUGCACACGCACAAUGAUUUUCUAGACGCUCUAAGGCACAUCUGUAACCAUCACUAUGUCAGCACCAUUUAAUAAAAGGCAUGACAGUAGCAUUUCAUACCACAUCAGAAUACAGUGAUGUUUCUAUAUUAAAUUAACAGUAAUACCUCAGAGCUGCUCUGGUAGUGGUAUUUAAUGGAUUGAAAUUUACAGUUCAGUAAAUGGCUUAAAAUGUAACUUAUGAAAUAAACUCUGCCAAUUGACUAGAAUCAUGCAUGUUAACAGUUUGUCUGUAUUUGCAUGUAACAGUGGGUCACCAGGGAACGCUUAUUGAUUAUGUGAAUGUUUAAAUUAUCUUAAAGACUCUUGUUUACGGGCUUUAGAACACUGUAUUGGGGGAAUCUUAUUUAUAACAUUUUUCAAGGGACUAUUUGAACUUUAUGUCCAGAUCUGUAGAUGGAUCCACACACUUUAAUGGCCCCAGGCCUGGGCUUCUUAAAUGCAACCAGGGAGGGGAGCACAUGGGAGGAAAUGGGUGUCUGUAUAUGUAUAUAACAUGCACCCAGGAUAGUGUGCUUUUUAAAAUAAUGUUUUUAUUAAAACAUCAGAAACUGAACCCUAAAAAUGAGCAUUACAUUCACUAAGCAAACAUCUAGUAAGUCUCUCUCUUGUAUUUCACCUCUUCAGGUUUAUGAUACUGUCUAGGAUGACUCAGGCAUUAUGAUCACCUAUUAGAACAUUCAAAAAUAAUGUCUUCAGUGGCGUAAACGGGGUUUGCCAAGUACAUCCAAGCAGAGGGCACACAUGGCACAGUUAAAACUGUAGAAAUCAGCCAGCAUUGCUUCUUGGUGCCAAAAGAAAUUCUUACAUUUAACCAUUCAGCAACUAAGUUAGGUAAAUUCCAUAAGGUAAUUCACUAAGAGUUGGUGGAGCUUGGUUUUUAAUUCAUUAACCUAGUGUGACUUUAGGCAUGUCUUUUUAUUCCUACUUCUAAAAUACCAUAUCUUUGCAGUGUUCCUCUUUGUCUUGGUCCCCUGCUGUUCACCAUUUACCUCUGAUCCAACAACAAAAAAAAUGUUGGCCGACUGGUCUUAUCAUUUGGAGUCAGAUGUGUCUUAGAGCUAUGUGUGCAUCUGUGAAUGGCCAUUCCUGCCCCACCCCCUUCCUCUCAUCCAGGUUCCCCCCUUCCAGUCCCCAUAUCUCAUGAAGUCAUGGCUAUGGGGAGAUCUGUGUCUCCCUUCCCAUGGUUUAACUUUUCUAUCAGUAUCAAGUAUCUAAAAAUGCUUGUAAAUACUGUGAUAUAUUUAUUAAUAUUCAAAAAGUAUUCAGCGUGCAAUGGGAAUUAACUCUCAAGGCAAAUAAAAAUUAAAUAAUUGAUAUAUACACUGACUUAACAAUCUUACUAGAUUCCAAGUCCUAGCCGUUUUGAAUUAAACCAGAAGGUUGUCAUGUAGGAGUUUGAAAAAUUAUUUUAAGUUUGAAGAGAUUGUGAUUAGCACCACGAACCCAUACCAUGAAUUUCUUAAGGCUGUUACUUUUCUAACUGUAUUAAUAUAGGACUCAAUUUUGGGUGUCACCUCAAGGAGACACAAGUUUUUUAAUUAUGUUGCUGUUUGCUGAAACAGAGUAGCAGAAAACUUUGUACAUGCAAAACUGUUGAAGACCCUGAGGAGAUGUGUACUGGUGGGCUCUGAUCAGCUUCCUGCGUGUAAAUUCAAGGUACUGCUGCCAUUUAGGCAACAUGGCAGAACCGAGCAUUUUCCAGUAAAGUCUUCUAUUUUAAAUAUUAUCUAGGGAGAAAUAAAAUGGCUUUCCAUCGUACCUUCUGUGUUGAAUUACUGUUGUAAAAUGGUGAUACUUUUUGGUAAUUAUCUGUUAGAAGUCACCUAGGCUGGGAAGGCAAAGUGCUUUUAUCGUUGGCAGCUUAAGGUCAUUUUGAGAAAUACAAAAGUCAUAUGUGGAGACUUUAAUUAUGUAGGGAGAGAUAAAACUUUUAUAUAUGGGUUCUAAAUAGAAUUCCUCAUGGAGUUUCUAAAAUGCCCCAUCCUAGGGACAUUUCUUAUUGUAGCAUUUAAAAGCUUGAGAAACAGGAAGUUCAAACCCAGAAUCAACUUACAGAUGUUCUGUUUUUACAUGAAUUGAGCUAGAGACCAUCAUGGACUCUACAGUUUAAACAUUACAUGAUAUUGAAUUUGGAAUUAAUUCUUUUGCAUAUGCCAUUCCCUUGUUUGCCAGACAUUUCUUAGGAUCUCCUUCCACUGGAGUUCCCCUGUGAUCUGUAUAUAACAAGACAUUUGUUUGUUUCUAGCUCAUAAUCCAAAUGUUCGGUGACUUUCCAAGUCCAAGUCAGAGUCCUUAGCUCAUGGCUCCCAGAUUCCAGAUUCAGAAAACAUGGCUACCAUAAACAGGAGAAGCUUUGGGUAACCCGUAUUUAACUAUAUAUUUUUUUUUUGAGGGAAAAAUGAAUAGUUGUAAAUCAUCAUAGUCCAGGAUUUCAUAGAAUUUCUUCAAGGAAAGGACUUGAUUGCAUAACUCAUGCAUAUGAAGACUCCAGUUGUGGUAUCUCUGCAGAAUGUGUGCAUGUCUGCAUGCACACGCACGCACAUGAGAUAGUAAUAAAUACUAAGAAAGCGUAUGGUCCUUCUUUUCUCAUGUCAGCCAAAGGCCUAUAUCCUAGAAACAUCUCCCUUGGCCCACCCAAAGAACCUCUUAAUAUAAAACCCUGCCUAUGCUAAUUAAAUGUUCAGGUGCAGUUACCUAGUGGGUCUGAAUUACCUGGAAGACUCAAUUUUCACUAUUGUUCUGACUUACUCCAUGAGUAUCAAGAGUAGGAAGCUCCACAUUCCCCUCUUCUCACAGAGAAAUUAAACACAAAACAGCAGUGCUCACAUUGUCAAAAUAUUGAUGAACAGCUGGGAGAUCACAGCAGUAGGGCAAAGACUUAUGGAACAUUUGAAAAAGUCUCUAAGCUAAUACUACCACAGCCUACAACAAUAAAAUAAGAAAAGAAAGGGGGAGAAAGAAUGAAAAUAACCUAGCAAACCCUGAGGAAGGAGGGUAGAGAACAUGAGUUCUAGAACUCAUUUGUAUUAUUCAAAUGUCCUGUUUCCAACCAAAAAGUCACAAAAGAAACAGGGAAAGAUCACCCAUUCAAAGGAACAAAAUAAACCAACAGAGACCAUCCCAGGAAGACCAGACACUGGACCUACUUAAUACAGAUUUUAAAAUAACUGUCUCAAAUAUGUUUAAAGAAGAGUGACCCCUGAAUCUAUUGCCUGAAAAUAACUUUUUGAACCUUGAGAUGAAACUACCCCCAUGAAGUCAUCUUUAAACAAUUUAUUUCAAUUAAUGACUUAAAAAAAAAAAAAAGUUAAAGGAAAAUACAAUGAAGUAAACAGAAUUGAGGAAACAAUGUAGGAACAUAAUGAGAAUAUUAACAGAGAAAUUGUAAAUGAAACCAAACCCAAUUCUGUAGCUUAGAAGUACAAAAAUUGAAAUUAAAAAUUCACCAGAGGGGUUCAACAGCAGAUUUAAGCUGGCAGAAGAAAUGAUCCAUGAUCAUCUAAAGUACAAUAAAAAAAAUAAUAAUAACUGCCAUCAAUUUAAAGAAAAUGAAACCAUCCAUGAACUUGAAGAUAGGACAGUUGAAAUGAUCCAAACUGAAAAAAAGAGAAGAGAUUAAAUAAAAAUGAACAAAGCAUUAAAGAACUGUUGGACACCAUGGAAGUCCCAGAAGGAGGGGGAGGAGGGGAAAAAGAAGGGAAGAAAUAAUGGCUGAGAACUUUCCAAAUCUGACUAAAGACAUAAGUUUGCAUGUACAUGAAGCUCAACAAAUUCCAUGUAGGGUAAACCCAAGGAGAUCUAUGCUGAGACAUAAUCAAACUGUUGAAAACUAAAGAGAAAGUUUUGAAAGCAGCAAGAGAAAAGUGAACUGGCACAUACAAGGGAGCCCCAAUAAGACUGUUGAAUUCUCCUCAGAAACCAUGGGGCCCAGAAAAGGGUGGGAUGACAUAUGAAAAGUAUUGAAAAAACUGCCAUCCAAGAAUUCCAUACCCAGCAAAACUAUCCUUCAAAAAAAACUGCAGAAUUAAGAAAUUCCCUGAUAAAAAGAGAGUUUGUUAUGCCCACACCUCCCCUAAAAGAAAUGCUAAAGGGAGUCCACCAGUUUGAAAAGUGAAGACAGCGUAUAAUAACCCAAAACUGCAUGGAGAAAUAAAGAGCUUUGAUAAAAGUAAUUUCAAGAGCAAACAUAAAGGCCAAUUUUGCUGUACUUUUUGGUUUGUAAUAUAUUUGUUGUACAUGAUGUAAAAGACAACACUAUAAAUACUAAGUAUAUGAUUGUGGUGGUGGUUAGUUGCCCUGGAGUCUAAUCUGAUUCAUGGCAAACCCACAAGUGCAGAGUACAGCUACUCCAUAGGUUUUUCAAGGCUGUGACCUUUCAGAAGCAGAUCACCAGACUUGUCUUCCAAGGUGCUUCUGGGUGGGUUUGAACCACCAGCCUUUCAGCUAGUAGUCAAGUGCUUAACCUUUUGCACCACCCAGGGCUCCUUAAUUAUUGGGUACAUAAUGUAUAAAUAUAUAAUUUGUGACAUCCACGACAAAAAGGGAAGGGGGAAGACGUAUGGGAACAGAGCUUCUGUAAUUGAAGUUAAAUUGGUAUCACUGUAAGGUAGAUUGUUAUAAAUUUAGGAUGGUAAAGGUAAUCUCUGUGGUAACGACUAAAAAUUUCUUACUUUAAAUGUGAAUGGAUUGAACUCUCCAAAAUGCACAAGUUCGCAGAGUGGAUAAGAAAACAUGACCCAAACAUACGUGGUCUACAAGAGACCAUGUUAAAUCAAAAGUUACAAAUAGGUUGAAGUUGUAAGCUUGGAAAAACAUGUUCCAUGCAAAAAAAAAAAAAGCUGGGGUGGUGUUAUGGUUUGAAUUGUGUCCCCAAAAAAUGUGUAUCAACUUGGCUAGGCCAUGAUUCCCAGUAUUGUGUGGUUGUCCACCAUUUUGUGAUCUUAGGUGAUUAUCCUAUGUGUUGUAAAUCCUAACCUCUAUGAUGUCAGUGAUAAUGAGGCAGGAUUAGAGGCAGUUAUGUUAAUGAGGCAAGGCUCAAUCCACACGAUUAGAUUGUAUCUUUAGUCAGUUUCUUUUGAGAUAAAAGAACUGAGCAUUGAGAACAGGGACCUCAUACCACUAAGAAAGAAGAGGCAGUAGUUGAGCAUGUCCUUUGCACCCAGGGUCCCUGUGCUGAGAAGCUCCUAGACCAGGCGAAGAUUAAUGGCAAGGACCUUCUCCCAGAGCCAACAGAGAGAGAAAGCCUUCCCCUGGAGCUUGUGCCCUGGAUUCAGUCUUCUAGCCUCCUGUACUAUGAGGGAAUACAUUUCUCUUUGUUAAAGCUGUUCACUUGUGCUAUUUGUUAUGGCAGCACCAGGUAACAAUGGUAGCUAUAUUAAUAUCAGACAAAAUAGAUUUUAAGUCAAAAUCUGCUAUAAGAGACAAGGACAUUAUAUAAAAAAAAAAUCAGUUCAUCAAGAACAGGUCACAUAAAUAUAUAUGCACCCAAUAGGGCCCUGAAAUAUGUGAAGCAAACACUGACAUAAAUAGUUCUACAAUAAUAGACUUCAACACACCAUUUUCGAUAAUGAAUACACUUUUAAACAAAAGAAUAACAAGGAAAUAGAGUCUCUGAAUGACACUAUAAAUUCAGUAGACCUGAUAGACAGAGUAUUUCCUCUGACCACAGUGGAAUGAAGUAGAAAUCAAACAGAAACUGGAAGUUCCAAAAAUGUGAAAUUAAACAGCCAGUAGAUCAAAGAAGAAAUCACAAGGGGAAUCAGAAAAUACUUGAGAUUAAUGAAAAUGAAAGCAAAACUUUUGGCAUUAAUUAGAGGAAAACUUAUAGCCAUAAAUACCUUCAUUAAAAUAGAAGAAAAAGCCCAAAUCAAUAAUCUAUACCUUGAAAAACUGGAAAAGGAGAGUCCAAAGCAAAUAGACAGAAGGAAAUAAUUGAGAUUAAAGCAGAGAUACAAGACAUAGAAAAUAUAAGAAUAGCGAGAACCAACAAAACUCAAUGUUGGUUUUUUUUUAAAUAUCCAUAAAAUUGACAAAA
Loxodonta africana (African savanna elephant) is the source of this 10188-nucleotide messenger RNA. It is a transcript of the gene SPIRE1, whose product is annotated as spire type actin nucleation factor 1. Gene Ontology annotation, cellular component: cell cortex; cytoplasmic vesicle membrane. Gene Ontology annotation, biological process: establishment of meiotic spindle localization; actin nucleation; intracellular transport. Gene Ontology annotation, molecular function: actin binding. The record is from RefSeq and is a predicted model, not a curated record. NCBI's taxonomy places the organism in Eukaryota, Metazoa, Chordata, Mammalia, Proboscidea, Elephantidae. The transcript is spliced from 16 exons. Bases 838 to 2880 code for a protein of 680 amino acids.